ACGGCGGGGUGUGCGUUGGUGAUUUGGGGUGUGGUUGUGGUUAUGAAUGUUGCGCUUUUGGUGCUUGCGGGGUUGGGCGUUGCGUAGGUUGAUGAGUGGUGGGUUGGUGGAUGGGUGGACUUGUGGAUGGACUUGUGGAAGGACUGGGGAAUGAAUUACGAAAAAGGGGAGCAGGAGUUGCGUCGAGAGAAGAUGGGAGUGGGCGUAGCUAGGCUGGCUGGUAACGCAGUGAUGAAUGCUUUUAUUGCUUUACUUUGCUUUCCAUUUCUUUUCCUUUUCCUUCCUUUUAACUUAAACUUAAACCUCCAACCCACCAUGCCCUCCCAAAAUCCCUAAUACCAUCCUCAGUAAUCC
Molecule: messenger RNA, 354 nt
Organism: Pseudovirgaria hyperparasitica
Lineage: Eukaryota; Fungi; Ascomycota; Dothideomycetes; Acrospermales; Acrospermaceae
Exons: 1
Coding region: 127-336 (69 amino acids)
Source: RefSeq, a predicted model, not a curated record